AUGAAGCAAGAGGUGUUAGGACCGGGCGAAAAUGGUGAAGGUGUGAAGUUAAUUGAACCAGAGUACAUCGAACAGAAUCUUGAAGCUUAUAACGAAACUGGAUUUUCUGUUCUGAUCUCUGAUAUGAUUUCACUGAAUCGAACAAUCGUUGAUUUUCGGGCAGAUGCUUGCAAAUCUCGGAAAUAUCUCGCGUCAUUGCCAAACGUUUCAGUCAUCAUAAUAUUUCGAGAUGAAGUGAAAAGUGUUUUGCUUCGCACAGUUCAUGGUGUGAUUAAUAGAACUCCAUCCGAACUUCUCCAUGAAAUAAUUUUAGUCAAUGAUAACAGCACACAUCGAGACCUUUACCGGCCUCUUCAAAUCUAUGUCAGAGAAAAUUUUCCGAAAAAAGUUAAAAUAGUGAAUUUAAAGGAACGUAAAGGAUUGAUUGUUACACGACUUGAAGGAGCUAGGAGAGCUUCAGGAAAAGUUUUAGUGUUUUUCGAUUCUCAUGUUGAAGUUGGAAUAAAUUGGCUGCCGCCACUUCUUGAUCCAAUCGCAAGAAACCGAAGGCUUGCAACAGUUCCUGUAAUUGAUAAUUUUGAUCCAGAUUUCUUUUCGAUGUCAAGUAACAGUCUCUAUGGGACACGUGCAGGGUUUGAUUGGAAUUUAAUUUAUCGAAUAUUCGAAAGGAACAUUCCUGAAGGCAUCGAUCCACUGAAGCCGUUUCCAAAUCCAAUAAUGUUAGGAUGUGCUUUUGCCAUUGAUAGAAUAUUUUUCUUGGAUGAACUUGGUGGUUACGAUGAAGAAUUUAGAAUUUGGAAUGGCGAAAAUUAUGAGCUGAGUUUUAAACUUUGGCUUUGUGCUGAUGGAUUAUAUGAAGUGCCAUGUUCACGUGUAGCUCAUUCAUUUAGAAGAAUAAAUCCAACAAGAGUAAGUAAAGAAGAUUUUCUUAAUCGAAAUUUUAAGAGAUUAACUGAAGUAUGGAUGGAUGAGUUCAAAAAUGCUGUUUAUAGUCGAAAUCCUGAAGCAUUCGCAAAAACUGAUGCUGGGGAUUUAACAAAACCAAAAGAAAUUCGAUCAAGACUAAAUUGCAAACCAUUCAAAUAUUUUCUUGAAGAAAUUGCUCCAGAAAUCACUUCAAGAUUUCCAUUACAAAAAGAUCAUGCAUUGUUUGCAUCAGGACAGAUAAAAUCAUUGGCAGAUGAAAAUAUUUGCUUGGAUACGCUUGGCAGAGCAGAAGCUGAGCCGAUCGGACUUUAUGCUUGUCACCCUCUUGAUAGCAAUCAGAUGCCACCGCAAACGCAGUUCUUUCGUUUAAGCUUCUUAAAAAAUUUGGUUCUAGGAUAUUCCGACUACUGCCUCGAUUCAUGGCGCACAUCAGUACUUUCAUGUUCAGGUUCAAAAGGAGGUAAUCAAUAUUGGAAAUACAAUCCUGAAACUCAUAUGUUGAUCAAUGGCUAUGAUGACAAUAAUGAAUGUCUGACAGCCGUAUUCAGCAAUCAAUCUUUGACAAUACAAAAGUGUGACAAACAAAACCAGUUUCAAAAAUGGAAAUUUUCUUAUGAGAAUGAGACAGCACUGAAUGCUUGGAAUGACAUUUAUGGCUAUGGAUCAAUCGAUUUUAGAGAUUAUUCAGUAAUUUCUCUUGAUUCAAUAUGUGAAUGA
Clunio marinus is the source of this 1644-nucleotide messenger RNA. NCBI's taxonomy places the organism in Eukaryota, Metazoa, Arthropoda, Insecta, Diptera, Chironomidae. The record is from the annotation of a GenBank genome assembly.